AGGGGUAUUUCUGUAAAUUGAUAAUGGAUGAGACUCUUGUCUGCUUUGCAAGUAGAAUUUAUCUAUUCGCUAUUACAAAGAGGAGCACCUGGGCUGCCUUCGACCCUCUUCAUCGCUCUUCAGAAUUUGCUCUUCUUCUGAACAUAUAUUUCUGUUUCCAAGGAUGAAAUGCAGUUCUCACAGUUCCUCGUAUGGCACUAUGCCUUAUUUAUGUGGUAGAGCAAUAGCUUCACCUCCCAAAAUGCUGCCUUUCAGGGUUCCUUUCAAUGCAAAAUCAGAUCCUCUGAAGCUUGACCUUUACCCUCGUCUGGGUUUGCUUCAUUCUUUACAGUGUGGGAACACUAAAAUCGAAGUUCCAUUGCAAUCAUCUCGGAAGAAACAGCGAUCAUAUGCCUUUGUUAUAAGGGGUGAUCAUCCUCAAAAUGCUGAUUUGCCUCGUUACUAUUCUAAAAAGGAGAAGAAACCUUUUCCAGUACCUAUAGUGGAGUUGAGGCGUGCUGCCAGAGAAAGGAUCAAAAACAGUAAAGGCAAGCCUAGAAGACCAAUUCCGCCUCCAAAGAACGGACUGCUUGUUAAGAGCCUUAUACCAGUUGCCUAUGAUGUGUUUAAUGCAAGAAUAAAAUUGAUUAACAAUCUCAAGAAGCUUUUAAAGGUGGUGCAUGUUCAUGCUUGCAGUUGGUGUAAUGAAAUCCAUGUAGGCCCUACUGGACAUCCAUUCAGAUCUUGUAGAGGCCCAAAUUCUAGCAUCCGCAAGGGCCUCCAUGACUGGACAACCGCAACUGUUGAAGACAUAUUUUUGCCAAUUGAAGCAUACCAUCUCUAUGACCGCCUUGGAAAGCGUAUUCCUCAUGAAGAGAGAUUUGCAAUUCCCCGGAUUCCAGCACUAGUUGAGCUCUGCAUUCAAGCUGGCGUUGAUAUCCCUGAGUUUCCCACGAAAAGGAGAAGGAAGCCAAUCAUCCGUAUUGGGAAGAGUGAAUUUGUUGAUGCAGAUGAAAGUGAACUACCAGAACCUGUCCCUGAAGCUCCUGAGAAACUGAUAUUAACUGAAAUACCAGAUUCAGAAAUAAUAGGCCCUUCUAGUGAAGACGAAACAAUCUUGCUUGCAGAGGAAACACUCCGAGCAUGGGAACAGAUGAGAAGAGGAGCCAAUAAGCUAAUGAAGCUGUACUAUGUAAGAGUUUGUGGCUAUUGCCCUGAAGUACAUGUAGGUCCUAGCGGGCACAAGGCACAGAACUGUGGUGCUCAUAAGCACCAACAACGAAAUGGGCAGCAUGGUUGGCAGGCAGCAGUGCUCGAUGACUUGAUUCCACCAAGAUAUGUGUGGCAUGUUCCUGACGUUAAUGGACCACCAUUGCUACGGGAGCUCCGGAGCUUCUAUGGGCAAGCCCCAGCUGUAGUGGAAAUGUGUAUGCAGGCAGGUGCUGCCGUGCCUGAUGAAUACAAAGCAACCAUGAGGUUAGACGUGGGGAUCCCUAACUCUCUUAAAGAGGCUGAGAUGGUCGUUUGAGAUGAUUUAUAUUUUAUACUACACCCUCCUCCCUAUUCUAAAUACAAUGUAAACUAUUUUUAAAGAUUAUUUGGUGCAUCUGUUAGUCAUAAAAUGUAAAUAACAUAGAAUUGUUGAUUAAUGAUUAGCAAGAUAAAUGAAUCAAUUCUUUAUCAUGGAA
This is a messenger RNA of Ziziphus jujuba (common jujube), 1667 nucleotides long. RefSeq names its product APO protein 2, chloroplastic. The record is from RefSeq and is a predicted model, not a curated record. The transcript has 4 exons. Gene Ontology annotation, molecular function: RNA binding. Bases 164 to 1507 code for a protein of 447 amino acids. NCBI's taxonomy places the organism in Eukaryota, Viridiplantae, Streptophyta, Magnoliopsida, Rosales, Rhamnaceae.